UCUGACAUUCGCCUCCAUUGCGAGCACUUGUUAUCGCCGGACGCUCUUGAGCGCUGUGUGCUCGUACGUUUACGUCGAUUUUCUGCAUUUGUGAAAUUCUUCCCCGUCAGCAGGUCGUCAGCGUUUGUGUUGUUACGAAUCGCUCUAGAGCUUGGGCUCGCUGGAUUAGGGAAUUGGUCCCGAUUGUCGCGCAUCAACUUCUAUUUCGGUAGUGCCUAGUCGGUCUGGGUGGAUUCGUCUUUGGUCCGGGAACCCUUCAAAGUCGCUACUUUGGCUGCAAUCCAGGAAUCUCACAAGUGGGGAGACAGUCUAAGAUCCAAGCGUCUGAUGUUUACUAUCGACAGCUACGAUUACGAUUGCACGAAGCGAUGUAGGUGCCGCGAGCAUGGACAUCGGAUCACGGCAGCGCUCACCAAGCGGGGAGUCUCCGAUGAAAAGGUUGCGGCCUACAUAGCCAAGGUCUGCAGGAACUUCCCGGAGGUGUUGGACACUGAGGGAAGAUCAGCUCUUCAUUUGGCUUCGUCCGUCGGCCGAUAUGCAAUUGUGGAAUGGCUACUGAAUCAGGGUGCUGCUAUAAAUAGCAAAGAUGAGGAAUCGGGCAAUAGUGCACUCCAUCGUGCCUUAUUUUAUGGAUGCAUUGACUGUGCUGUGCUACUUCUUCGAUAUGGAGCUAGCUUAGAACUGACUGACAAUGAUUUUAGGAACCCUCUUCAAUAUAUCUGCAAGCCGGCGGAGCUGGAAUAUUUCUAUGAAGUCCCUCAGAGAAAUGAAAUUCUUGUCUGGGGUACAAAUAAAAACUACAAUCUGGGACUAGGCAAUGAUCAAGGUUCAUCGAAUCCCCAGUCGAUCGAUACGUUUCGAAAACAAGAGAUUUCCAUCAAAUAUCUGGCGAUGAGUGUUUACCAUAGUUUAUUCAUUGAUACGGCCGGCAACGUGUAUUCAGUUGGCCAUGGUAAAGGAGGUCGGUUAGGUAGUGGAUCUGAAAACAGUUUACCAGUUCCCAAACGUUUAAAACUUCCAACAAGAGAUCCAGAGGAGGUUGCGAUAUCGGUCAGCGCGUCGAGAAACCACUCUUUGAUUUUAACAAAUAAGGGGUCGGUGUACACUUGUGGAGUUAAUUCUGAUCAACAACUAGGACUUCAGCCUGCACCGGAAAAAUCAGCAGUCCUGAAGGAGAUCACUGCUUUCAAAACUUUUGGAAUUGAAGGAUUAAUUGGUGUGAUUGCAAAAGACUAUCACUCAGUAGCUUUCAAUAACAAGGAGGUGUACGUUUGGGGCGCGAACAAUGGCCAAUUUGGCAUUAAACAAGAAACUAGUCAUGUGAUGUUACCAAGACAGCUGCAAAUACCGGACAAUAAAAAAAUUAAAAUGGUGGAGUCCAAUAACUCAACUAUUGCGUGCUAUACUGCGUGCAAAUUGAUUUUACUUUAUCAUAACUUCAAAGUUAAAUGUAUCAAAACUCCGAGCUUAGAGCCUUUGACUUGCAUAUCAUUGACGGGUGGCGGUGUUAAAAAGGAAGGGAAGGCAGAUUCAGUUUUAAGAAUGUUAGUUCUGACAAUUUCUAAUUGUCUCUAUAUUUGGUAUGACGACGCUAUGCAGUAUGUUAGGUGUGUUUAUCUUCAAACUCGUCAGUUGAAUGUCGACAAAAUAAUUCUAAAUGGGGACCAACUACUGAUCCUAUCCUGCGGUGAUGUUUACACGGGGAAAGCAACACGACAAACUAUUCAAAAUCCAAUUGACAUAAGCGAGUACAAAGACACCUACAAUAAAAAGGAAAUCUGCAUAAACUCACGGAUCCGAAUCGAUCUCAAACGGAUGCCCAACAUUGAUCGGGUGGUUGACAUUUUUGCUGAUGAUGAUUUCGCGUCGUUUGCCGUGCUCCAGGAGAGUUCACGGAAAUACUAUACGAUCUCGGAUCUACCGUUGGAGGAUAACAUGUUCAAAACCCUUCUCCACGAAGUCAGUGAAUUUGAUGCUGUGCAUGAUAUCGUUUUUCAUGUUGAUAGUGAAAUCUUCCCUGCUCAUCGAUUUAUAGUGUUCUCUCGGUCAAAGGGUCUGAUGAAAGCCGUGGGAGAGUACGAAGACAAAAAUGUGUACUUAAAUUAUGAAGGGCUGACGGGGAAGAUGUUUGAAAUCAUGCUCAAACAUAUAUAUACAAACUACGCCCCGGAGAAUAAGGAUCUGGACGAUGUUCAUGAGUCGUUGGGUCCGAACUUCCUUGGAGAUCUACGGGACGCGACAGACUUGUUUCUUAAUUUUGCUGUAAAGUUUGAACUUAACGAUUUAUCAAAUGGGGUCAAAAGUCUAAUGAAUGGGUCAGCGCAGCCGAAAUCCAAAUUUCCCAAAUUGCGGCGAACGGCGCUUACACACUUGCACGACGUAAAAAUAGUCUGCGCGGACGAGAAGGAAUUGUAUGCCCACAAGUGCAUUCUUGUCGCUCGACUUGAGUAUUUUAGCUUGAUGUUUAGCAACAGUUGGUCUGAGACAAAAACGGUCAACCUUUGUACUGUGCCACUAGAAUACAUGCUACCUUUAGUCGAAUUUCUCUAUGCGCACGAUGCUGAGGCAUUUAAAAAACAAAAACCUUCAGAAAAUUUCCUCUACAAUAUGAUUGUGAUAUGUGACCAAUUUUUCGUAAAUCGCUUACGAAGAGUUUGUGAGAAGUUGGUUCUUGAGCGAGUAUCGACACGGAAGUGUGGUGAAAUGUUGGAAUUCGCGUGCGCUUAUAACUGCGAGGAACUCGAAAAGGGAUGUUUGCAAUUUAUUUGUCAAAAUUUAGCCAGAGUCCUUGAACAGAAAAGUUUGGAAGGAUGCGAUGCCAACGUACUGGCGAAGGUCAACUCUUACUAUCGCGAAGUUUACAAGUACAAGUUAGACUAUCGGAUAAUUACUCCGAAUUCGGAAGCUGUUCCGGACGAUGAUCUUGAGAAGUUUAUUACCGAUUUCACUGUAGAUCUAGAGUAUAAACUAGAGGAAGCCGAUGUGAAAUCGAAAGCGAAGAAUAAGGCAAAAGUGAAUAAAUCAGCGAUUAGCAAGCGAAGUUAUGAAAUUGAGGCCAUACAAUCUAUGAAGGAAUUGAGUGUAGAUGAGAAACCCUUAGGUAAACGCAAAGAUACAAAUCGAAUCAGCGAGAGUGAAAAUGAAGUUGAAAAACAGCUUCAUGCCGAAGCAAAAACGUGGAUGAAGGUGUCAACUUCUGAUAAUAGGAAAAAAUCCUUAUUGGCUGCUAUAAAAACCAACGAAAUACUCAAGGAGGAAGCGAAAACUAAAGAGGCUAAAGCAACUAAUUUCACCCCCAUAACAAAAACUGUAGUUAAACCGCAGCCGAAGCCUGAAGAGAUCACAAUUAUAAAUCGCGCUAACCUAAACUUUGGUGAUUUCACCCCCCUUAAAGGAGAGAAGUUAUCUCAAAAACAACGCAAGCGAUUGAGUUCUGAGUCAAAAACUGAAAGCCUGCCAAGCACUACCACAAAGCCCAUUCCUAUCCCCCAACAACCAAAUGCUUGGGGCAUCGUACAAAGUCCUGUAUCCAAUGAGCAAUCUUCAUUUGCCGAUAUAAUGAGAUCUCCAUCAACCACCCCUAAAUUUGAGCCGUCCUCAUCCUCGUCUCCGGAUAAAUUACAAACAUCUCAUUCAAGAUCAUCCAUAUUAACGUCUACGCCAAACGCCAGUCGAAACCUAUCCUUUGCCUCGAUUGCCGAAUCUUCGCCAACAACAAGUCGCAGAUCAGAUAACUCGUUUUCGAAAAUUCUCGAGGGGGAGCGUAAGCAGAAAGAAUAUUACGAUCGUAUGAAAUCAAAAUCACUCGUUCUGACACAAAUUGAAGAGACUGCCAUUGCCGAGCUUGAAGCUUUUUAUAAUGUGGAUAACGUUUUUGAUGAGGAUAUUCGGGUUGCUCGGAAACGCCAUGAACAUACUAUGAAUUUUGCUGUGUGGCAGCACAACUAAUAACGGUAAUCAUAUUGUUUUACUUUAUGCUGCCAGUAAAGAAUUGACUGCAUCAGUUUCAAUGCAACAAGGAUAUUGUUUUUGGUUUCAAAUCGAUACACACUUGUGAACUUAGGUCAUUGUUCACAAUAAACGCGAUCAGUUUCCAAUUUCUUUGUUAGACAUUUUGUCAUUAAAUUGAUCAAAGUACACUUUUGUGUAAUUGUAAAGGCAAAUCAUGCUCUGUUUUUGAAACAAUUUAAAGGAUACUAGAUCUGCAAGAAUAUUACAUGAAUAAUUGUAUAUAAUAUGACGCAUUUGCCCCGAACUUGUUACCAAAAUUGUAGAUAGGAAGUUGUUUCGGUAUUUUUUUACCUUUACAGACCACGUUCGAGUGGGAUGCUCGUUCAACUAGAUUUAAGUUAAUAGGCUUUAGAUUGAAGUUUGUGAUUUGUGUACAAUAUGGCAUUUGUAAUAACAUUAAAUUCGCUUAUUUUGAAUUUGCAAUAAAAUAAGAUGACGGAGGGAGAAAAAA
Messenger RNA from Hermetia illucens (black soldier fly), 4462 nucleotides. Its product is annotated as inhibitor of Bruton tyrosine kinase. Bases 328 to 3948 code for a protein of 1206 amino acids. NCBI's taxonomy places the organism in Eukaryota, Metazoa, Arthropoda, Insecta, Diptera, Stratiomyidae. Gene Ontology annotation, molecular function: protein binding. The transcript is spliced from 10 exons. The record is from RefSeq and is a predicted model, not a curated record.